Molecule: messenger RNA, 2062 nt
Organism: Mercurialis annua (annual mercury)
Lineage: Eukaryota; Viridiplantae; Streptophyta; Magnoliopsida; Malpighiales; Euphorbiaceae
Product: probable chlorophyll(ide) b reductase NYC1, chloroplastic
Exons: 10
Coding region: 153-1676 (507 amino acids)
Biological process (GO): chlorophyll catabolic process; PSII associated light-harvesting complex II catabolic process
Molecular function (GO): chlorophyll(ide) b reductase activity
Source: RefSeq, a predicted model, not a curated record
AAUCUAUCACAAACACUCGGAAGAUAUUUUCAUUUCAUUUUUUUGUAAUCUUAUGCCAAAAGAUAGACCAUCAAACGUGCCAACAACGUUACUAGUACAUUAGAGCACCAAUUCUCAGUCUCUUACAUGACAUAACUACUUUACUUUCAGACAUGGCAGCUAUGUUUACUACUAAACUUCACGUACACCCACAAAUUUUAGACCACUUUUCUUUCAGUAAAACACAGAGAAAUGGGCUGCUCAGUUCAGGUCUUUCAUGGUCUGGUUCUGGUGGUGUAAAGUGCAGGUCUUUUAGGUCUGAAGAUGGUGGGGAAGUGGAAGUGGAAGAGAAUGGAAAAGAUGGUCGUAGAAAGUUGCAGAAAAAUAUGAUUAAGUUGAAGAAAAAAGAUGGGUUUUGGAGCUUAUUAAAAGAUGCUGUUGCACAUUCAAAUGAGGAAAAUAGUAAAGCAAUGGCUAAAUUGGAAGAAGCUUUCUCAUUUAUUGCUCUGCAAAUUGGAAGAUAUAUUGUUACUAUGAUGAGCACAGGUGUGAUACUUGCAGUUGGCUUUCAAUUGUCAGGUGGGGACGGUCAGAUGAAUACGCUAAUUUGGUAUAGUUGGCUUGGAGGAAUUAUUAUCGGAACUAUGAUCGGUGCUAACUUGGUUUUAGAUGAACAUUGUCGAGCUGGUCCACGUAAUGUUGUUGUUACUGGAAGUACAAGGGGACUCGGAAAGGCACUUGCUCGCGAAUUUCUUCUGUCUGGUGACCGCAUAGUUGUUGCUUCACGAAGUCCUGAGUCUGUAGACGAAACCGUCAGAGAGCUGGAGGAGAGCCUCUCGGAAGUAAUGGUCACCACCAGCGGCUCAUCUAGGACAAAUCUGGCACAUGCAAAAGUGGUUGGCAUAGCAUGUGAUGUUUGCAAACCCUCUGAUGUGCAAAAACUGGCAAACUUUGCUGUCAAAGAAUUUGGUGCCAUUGACAUAUGGAUAAAUAAUGCUGGCACAAACAAAGGAUUUAGACCCUUGCUGCAGUUUAGCGAUGAAGAUAUUACUCAGAUUGUUUCAACAAAUUUGGUUGGAUCUAUUCUCUGCACUCGAGAAGCCAUGCGGGUGAUGGUGGACCAGGUUAAGGGAGGGCACAUUUUUAACAUGGAUGGUGCUGGUUCUGGAGGAUCUAGCACCCCUCUUACAGCUGUUUAUGGGUCAACAAAAUGUGGUCUUAGGCAACUUCAAGCAUCACUUUUAAAGGAGUGUAGGCGAUCAAAAGUUGGAAUGCAUACAGCAUCUCCAGGCAUGGUCCUCACGGAUCUACUCUUAAGUGGUUCAACACUUAAAAAUAAACAAAUGUUCAACAUCAUUUGCGAGCUUCCAGAGACAGUUGCUAGAACUUUAGUUCCACGGAUGCGGGUUGUGAAGGGUUCAGGCAAAGCCAUCAAUUACUUGACCCCUCCUAGGAUACUACUCGCUUUGGUCACUGCAUGGCUGCGGCGAGGUCGCUGGUUUGAUGACAAGGGAAGGGCAUUAUACGCAGCUGAGGCAGACCGACUCAGAAACUGGGCUGAAAAUCGUGCCCGAUUUUCCUUUACAGAUGCAAUGGAGAUGUACACAGAAAAUGCAUGGGUGUCUGUGUUUUCACUUUCCGUCGUUUGCGCCUUUAUAAUCCUGUCGAGCACAGCCAGCUCAUUUCAUGGCACCUAAAUCCGUCCUUUUCUAAAGCAUGCAGGACGUAAAAUGUCGAUGCCAUCAUUCACAGAAACUUGCAGUCAAGAGAGGUAAACAAACUCAGAAUAGGUAGUGUAUGAUUUAUCUGCUUAACCAUUGAUAAGCAAUCAAAUGUGUUAGAUUAUAAGCCUAAGUGAUUAAUUAACCAAUUGGUGCACAGGCUCUGUAGGUUAAGUAUGCAGAAAAAUAGAGCACAUAUUUUAUUUAUUCUGUAGAGAAAAUUCAAUUAGAUGAACACAAAUAUGGCAUUCUUGAUGAUGCUGAGAUGCUUGUAAAUAUGAUGAUGAAAUUGUUUUGAAUUCAAUUCAAUGCAAGCUGCAAAUCCUCUUGAAAUAAUGGAGUAAAUAAUAUCUUGUCACUCA